CACCGACUAUCGUGACUUUUCCAAAAGGGAGGCAUAUGAAAUGCACAAAAGUAUCUCUUUUGUGAAAUACGAACUUCGUGAGGUAAACGACUUGUGCUCAUUUGCAAAUUUUCGUAGAUAUAAUUUCACUGCAAUGAGUAAAAGAAGAGCUUCAUCCAAAGCUGGAUCGUUGAAAAAGCGGGGGAAAGUUGAAGGUGUCGACCAAACAGCGGGAAACGAGGUGAAAACCUUGGUGGAUAAAGUAGCUCGCGAACUGCUCAAGAAUGCCGAUCACAAAAAAAGUCAACCCAUGAAGAAAUACUUGAGGGACAAGUUCGAGAUUUUUGGUCUUAGCAGCCCUUUAAGGAAGAGCGUUUGUAAGGAAUUGUUGAAGGAGAAAUUGAAUCCCGAUGACACGAAAGAGUUUGUGCUGUUUUUAUGGACUAAGCCAGAGCGAGAAUUCCAGUACUUUGCCAUCGAUUAUCUCGAGAAGAACUUGGAGUCUUCCGCAGAUUUUGAAGAAACCAUCCAAUGCUUGAAGGAUUUGAUCACGAGCAAAUCUUGGUGGGACACUGUGGAUGCACUGGCUUCCAAGAUGGUUGGGGGACUCGUGAAGCAACAUCGAGAUUUAGGAAAAGUUGUCAUGGAAGAAUGGAUCAAUCAUGAAAACAUGUGGCUCAGAAGAACCGCCAUACUUCAUCAGCUCUCUUUCAAAGAGGAAACGGACGAGGAGAUGCUGUUCCGCUUCUGCAGUCUAAGGGCUUCCGAGGAAGAGUUUUUCAUCAGAAAGGCCAUUGGAUGGGCCCUGAGACAGUAUGCUCGGACUUCUAGUUCCAGUGUCAAGAAAUACUUACUGAAGCACAAGGGAGAAUUAAGUGGCCUGAGCUUCAAAGAGGCCUCCAAACAUUUGAACUUGUGAAGACAUGAUAUUCAUAGGAUAUUCGAAGUCAUACUUGCGCUACCCUUGUCUCCUCGAUGGACAAUGAGAGUCGUCACUACCCUGCCCAUUGAGGGCUUUCGCUCUAAGGUUGUAUCAAAAAGCCAAUGUUUUCUAAAGGGUUGGAACUUUUUCCAAACCAGUUUGCCUUUUAUUUUCCUUUGUUUCAAAUACUAGACAAAAAAAAUAUAAAACUGGGUUUGUAUUAACCUAUUAGAUCCUGUGUUUUUUCUGAUAGAAAGUUGCAGUUUUUAAGUCUUUGCAUCCACACCACAAGAAGUUAAAUCUUUUCUCACAAGAAGCAUGUAUUCAAAAUUUAUUUUGGAUGUACUUGUAAAAUACAUCAGAAUGUAAAUAAACAAAAACCCAAGCCAGCCAAUCUUACUUUUAGAUUUCUUAUUUUUCCUUUCUCCUCUUUGUUCAACUUUCAUUGUCUGAAUUUCAUCUCAUCAAAAAGUUUUCGAGGAAAAGUCACUAGGUGUACAGAGCAAGACAUUUGUUUAAAGAAAAAGCCGUUAUGAGCAACUGGGUCUAAAUUUUCUUGCAGUGAUUUGUAUAAUGGAGAGGUUGGCUGUAAAUAGGCCAUUAGCAGUUAAAGCUAAAAGGGGCCUUCCUAACCAAUGGUAAGGUUAGCCAAUAAAGUUUUCUCUUAAUUUU
Stylophora pistillata is the source of this 1573-nucleotide messenger RNA. RefSeq lists its product as uncharacterized. The record is from RefSeq and is a predicted model, not a curated record. Lineage: Eukaryota; Metazoa; Cnidaria; Anthozoa; Scleractinia; Pocilloporidae.